AUGCCAGCAAAUCUGACAGCAGCUCAGUCCAAUCGGGUCUGUAACGCCAUAUGCACUAAUAGCCAGUCAUUCCUUGUUACUGUGCCACCGAAUUGUUCAUUGUGGUCUGUCGAUCAUGGAACAAGGACACGAGAAAUAUGUCAAAAAACAGUUGCCGACUUCAUCUUCAACAAGAUUCUUCUUGACGGCACGACGGUUAUAAUAUAUUUGUCCAAACACGAACGUCUUAGUCAUGUCGCAUUUGAUACUCGUAACGCACAGCAAGCCCUACGCCAGUGUUUGCCAGAUCAGCUCAAGGAUGAGACGUUCAAGGCAAUUCUGGACGAGGAUAAGUCAAGCCGUCAUUGGUUGAGAUCGCUCAUGAACAACUUAGGUCGAUAUGUAUUAAUUCUUUAUAACGAUUUCAGAUAUUCAUUGUCCAGCCGCGGAAGCCGAGUGACAGAUUUGUUCGAACACAUGAUAUGCAUGCUGUUCUUGUUUUUCUGUUGUUUGCUACUGCAUGCGGAACAUGCGGCGAUCGAUGACGGGGGAUGGCAUACCGAGAAGAGCGACGUGGUUGGUCAUGAUGGACCUUGCAACAUUGAAAGACAUGACGCUCAAGAGCUGACUCAAAAGGAAUUCCUUCGAAGAUUCGCUUAUAGUGAGCCAGUGAUAAUCUAUAACAUCAACAAUGAGGAAUUCCGUGAGCGCACAACCAAACAGCGAAUGCUCGAGGAUUGGAAGGAUUCUCCUGAGCCAACAACCUUCGGAGACUAUAUCGAAAAUCGUCUUGGGCCUCAGAAUCCUGACAUACUAGGCAAUGAGACUAUGUACAUGUUUGGAACUGGCGUGCCAUUCCAUUUCCAUGGGCCUGGCUUUGCUGAGGUGAUUUAUGGGUCAAAAAGAUGGUUCCUGUAUCCAUAUGAAGAAAGACCAGAUUUCGAGCCGGAUCGCACAACGUUGGAAUGGUACUUGAAUGACUAUCCUUCCCUUCCUCGUGAGAAACGUCCUCUAGAAUGUUUAAUGAAGCCGGGAGAAAUUAUUUAUUUCCCGGAUAAAUGGUGGCAUGCUACAUUGAAUACCGAAACCAGCGUCUUUAUCAGCACGUUCCUGAGUCCUUGA
This is a messenger RNA of Cooperia oncophora, 1101 nucleotides long. NCBI's taxonomy places the organism in Eukaryota, Metazoa, Nematoda, Chromadorea, Rhabditida, Trichostrongylidae. The record is from the annotation of a GenBank genome assembly.